UAUUCGAGAAAGAAAGAAAUAGAGAUUGGAUUAUGCAAAGCUUUAAUCCACAAUUUGCUCAACUGAGCUGACCCCUCUUCCUUCGUCUCCUUCGCUACCAUCGAAGAUUGAAUCUGCAAGAAAUAAUCUCCACAGGAGUAUCUCGACGCCUUUCUCAUAUUUCUCACUCAGACAUGGCUGCGAAUUUCUGGACCUCCUCUCAUUUUAAACAGCUUUUGGAUCAGGAAGAGGUGGAUGUGGUGCACCCACUGGACAAGGAGAAAGGCAUCACUGUUGAAGACUUGAAGCUCAUCAAAAUGGAAAUGGCCAAUUAUAUAUGGAGAUUGGCUACGCAAGUGAAAGUGAGACAGAGGAUUGUAGCUACUGCUGUUACAUAUAUGAGACGUGUGUAUAUCAGAAAGAGUAUGAUUGAAUAUGAUCCACGUCUUGUAGCUCCAACCUGUUUGUACCUCGCGUCAAAAGUAGAAGAAAGUAUAGUGCAGGCCCGACUUCUUGUAUUUUACAUCAAAAAGCAAUCCUCAGAUGAAAAGUACAGAUAUGAAAUCAAGGAUAUACUUGAAAUGGAAAUGAAGAUUUUAGAAGCUAUUAACUACUAUCUGGUUGUAUUUCAUCCUUAUCGUUCAUUGUCUCAGCUUCUUCAAGAUGCAGGACUGAAUGAUAUAAACAUGACUCAGUUAACUUGGGGACUUGUCAAUGACACAUACAAGAUGGACCUUAUACUCGUUCAUCCCCCACAUCUUAUUGCUUUAGCUUGCAUAUAUAUUGCUAGUGUGUACAGAGACAAGGAUACAACUUCAUGGUUUGAAGAGCUUCGCGUGGAUAUGAAUGUGGUGAAAAAUAUAUCUAUGGAGAUAUUAGAUUUCUAUGAAAACUACAAAACUAUUGCUGAGGAGAGGAGGGUUGGUGCAUCCCUAGCCAAACUUGCUUCGAAACCAUAGAUGCUGGCCACUACUGCCUCUUGCCAAGAAGUAAAGUACUUGUGUUAUUUGCAACCACCAAGGUCGCUUUCUGAGUCAUUAUUGGAUACGAAGUAAAAUCGUGAUCAUGAAGAAAAAUGAUAAGUAUAAGCCAAGCCAAGCUAUAUUGUGUAAAUCUGCUCUUUCUCUAGGCUUAUUCCUAUUAGAGCAAGCCUAUUAGUCCCAAAUCAUUUAGCUUCAAAUCAAAUGUACCUCCACAUUGUGACAGUCACUGGUUAUUGGGGGAGUCAGUAUUGCAACAUUUCCCCUAAUAAUUUUAUCAAGUGUCACUAUAAUAUAUUUAAUAUGUUGUAUUUAAUUAAACCUUAUUUCAGUU
Humulus lupulus (European hop) is the source of this 1293-nucleotide messenger RNA. RefSeq names its product cyclin-C1-1-like. The transcript is spliced from 9 exons. The record is from RefSeq and is a predicted model, not a curated record. NCBI's taxonomy places the organism in Eukaryota, Viridiplantae, Streptophyta, Magnoliopsida, Rosales, Cannabaceae. Gene Ontology annotation, molecular function: cyclin-dependent protein serine/threonine kinase regulator activity. The coding region runs from base 174 to 938 and encodes 254 amino acids. Gene Ontology annotation, cellular component: nucleus; mediator complex. Gene Ontology annotation, biological process: positive regulation of transcription by RNA polymerase II.